GUGGGGAAACGUUGAGAGGGGAUACAGUUACAAUUCACUGGGAUAUACGGAAAUAUAAAUGGAUUUAUACACAACUGUCAGAUACCUCUGCACCUUUCUGAUCUGGAUUACGUACUUAUCAGAAACAAUGUCACAUGACUCACCACGAUGGUUAAAGAAUAUAAUAAAUUCAAAUACAAGAAACAAGCGCUUCAGCUUCGGUUACAAAGCAGAGAACCAAUCACCAGAGAAGUAUCUCAAAGACUGCUGUAAGAAUAACGGAUUGUGCGUCCUUGGAAGCUUCUGUCAAUGUAAAAAAGAGUUUUACGGACGGUACUGUCAGUAUGAAGUGAAGCGAAGCUGGUGCGGCCCGGUCCAACAUGGGCAGUGGUUCCGGUCUGACUGCAGCCUCUGUCGCUGCUACCGGGGAAAGUCCAUCUGCAUGGACGGAGCCUACGGGAAGUGCUCUGAGAAAAUAUCCAGGAAGGGUUACAAGCCAGAGGACCCCUCGAACAUAGUGAAGAUCUUCAGUCUAGAUGAGAGUGAGGUCUACUUGGAAAACAGCUGGGCAGACGACACUAGCAUCGCGUCAUCUGUGGACAGACGACAUCCUCAUCUUACAUUCCUGACUCUCGUGACCCUCAUCAUCAGCAUCGGGAUCGCCUGAAACUCCAGAACGUCGCAAGGGUUUAAGUACAUGGGGCCUCCCAUUGGUCCGAAGUGUUGGGGUUACGCGGUGUACCAAGGACACUGGCUCCAAAGUUGUCCGCAGUGAUUCAAGGGCGCAUGCUCAAACGUGUUCCGCAGUGUCAAGGACACAGGCUCCAAAGUGGUCCCAGUGUUUCAAGGGCACUAGCUCAAACGUGGUCCUUGUGUUUCAAGGACACAAGCUCAAACAGGGUCGACACCCGUAGAAACAUUGUUCCACUGAGCUUCUGUAAUGCCAAGCUCAGUCAUAAAGAUGUAGCUUUAUGUCCUUUAAAACAGGGACCUCCCGACAAGAAUAUGAGGUGUCCCAGAAUAAGCAAAGGAAUGGUUGCUAAUGAACAUUCCGCGAUGGUCCAGUGAUUUCUCAAAGAUCUCAUUAUUCCUGAAGCACACAUAGCAUCACCGGAGAGAUGCAGGUUCCAGGAACCUCUCCAGCCAUCAUGGCUGCCCCCUCCAUCCAGCCUCCCAUGGCUAUACAUGUGAUACAGAUACUGAUGAACCCACAUCUGCUUAUUUAUUCCCCAAGUUGACCCCAGUAUUACCAUUACCAUGGUCACUGAUUCAAUGGAAAAUGCUUACGUCAGCAGCUAGGGUUCAUCAGUGACACCUAAGUGCCUGUACAGAGAAUAUUUUCAUAUUUAUUUUAUUUAUACAACAUCUAGUACCCUCCUGUGCCAAGUGAGAAAAACAGUAGAUAUACCCUAAUGUGAUUGGGAUUUCAAAUGUCUGACUUGUGAUUGGUCCAGACACCUUCUGCAUUAAUGUGCUAACGUGUAGUAUAGUUGUAUAUCACAUGCCUAUUCUUUCAUGCUAUUUCUCAGUCCUUUUUGUUUCAUGUCCUGUUCAAACCAAAGUAUAGUCACGUAAAAUGAUUCGAAAAGCUUUUCAUCGCUUGCAUUAUGCAAGUAAGAUGCAAAUAUAUAUGGGUACGAUGAAUUUACACAUUCAAAGUUUAUAUUUUAUUAAUAAAUCAAUUCGUACAAUUUUA
Haliotis rubra (blacklip abalone) is the source of this 1675-nucleotide messenger RNA. RefSeq lists its product as uncharacterized. The coding region runs from base 59 to 646 and encodes 195 amino acids. Lineage: Eukaryota; Metazoa; Mollusca; Gastropoda; Lepetellida; Haliotidae. The transcript has 6 exons. The record is from RefSeq and is a predicted model, not a curated record.